AUGGGUGUUUCUUUCUCCAAGUUGUUUAGCAACCUUUUCGGUCAUAAGGAAAUGAGAAUCUUAAUGGUUGGUCUCGAUGGUGCUGGUAAGACCACCGUUUUGUACAAAUUGAAGUUGGGAGAGGUUGUGACCACCAUCCCUACCAUUGGCUUUAAUGUCGAAACUGUGGAAUACAAGAAUAUCUCCUUCACGGUUUGGGACGUCGGUGGACAAGACAAGAUCAGGCCUUUGUGGAGACAUUACUUUAGAAACACCGAAGGAAUCAUCUUCGUGGUCGACUCGAAUGAUAGAUCUCGUAUUGCCGAAGCUAGAGAGGUUUUGCAGAGAAUGUUGAACGAAGACGAAAUCAGAAAUGCUGUCCUAUUGGUCUUUGCAAACAAACAGGACUUGCCAGAAGCUAUGUCUGCAGCCGAAAUUACUGAAAAAUUGGGCUUGCAUUCUAUCAGGCAACGUCCAUGGUACAUCCAGGCAACCUGUGCUACGUCUGGUGAGGGGUUGUAUGAAGGUUUAGAGUGGUUGAGUACCAACUUGAAGAACCAAGCUUGA
Eremothecium cymbalariae DBVPG#7215 is the source of this 546-nucleotide messenger RNA. RefSeq lists its product as uncharacterized. Gene Ontology annotation, cellular component: cytoplasm; plasma membrane. NCBI's taxonomy places the organism in Eukaryota, Fungi, Ascomycota, Saccharomycetes, Saccharomycetales, Saccharomycetaceae. Bases 1 to 546 code for a protein of 181 amino acids. The transcript has a single exon. Gene Ontology annotation, molecular function: GTP binding; GTPase activity. The record is from RefSeq and is a predicted model, not a curated record. Gene Ontology annotation, biological process: vesicle-mediated transport; intracellular protein transport.